CUCUCGGGGUCAACGCGUAGCCUCGGAGCAGACGCAAUGUCGUUCCAUACUACCAAAACAGCGUGUCCAAAAAUUCCUCCAUGGACUUGGUUUUGAAAUAAAACCGAAAUAAUUUUUUAAUGGUCUGAUUCUCCUGGUCUGACAACAUGAAGAAGCUGAUCGUCGGGAUUGGCGGCGUGACAAACGGGGGGAAGACCACCUUGAGCAGAAGUCUUCAGGAGAGGUUACCCAACAGCUGUGUCAUCUCCCAGGAUAACUUCUUUAAAGACAACUCUGUGGUUCCUGUUGACCACAACGGGUUUAAACAAUAUGAUGUGUUGAGUGCUCUGCACAUGGAUAGAAUGAUGAGUGCCAUAGAAGACUGGCUCAGGGAUCCUCAGACAUUUAUGACAUCACAUGGCCUUCCUGUGACACACCCCGUUUCUCCACGGAAACAAGAUAAAGACGUUUUUAUACUUAUAGUUGAGGGCUUCCUCAUCUUCAAUUAUGCGCCUUUGAACAGUCUAAUAAGGAAGAGGUACUUUUUGGAUGUCCCGUACGAGGUGUCCAAAGAAAGGAGAAGCUCCAGGGUGUACUCACCUCCAGACCCUCCAGGUUACUUUGACGGCCAUGUUUGGCCCAUGUAUCUGAAGAACCGUGAAGAGAUGGAGAGCAUGGUGAAGGACAUGGUUUUUCUGGACGGCACGCUGGAUAAGGAGGAGCUGGUCAGCACUGUGUAUGAAGAGGUCAUGGCUGAGGUUGAGCGGUGAAAGAUCAGGUGGUCAAUAUUAUCUAAAACUGAGUUUCUGAAGUGAGUCCGUGGUGCCUGCCCUGAACAGCUGUGUUUCGGCUCUCCACAUGCAUGCCUGAUUUCAUCCGAUAGGCCAGUGUGUAAACUCUGCACAUGCAGUGGAUCAUUUAGAUGUGGUUCAGAUGCCCUGUUUUUAUUGAGUGCUUUAGUAUUGUAUUUGGAUGUGAGUAACUGACAUUGCCCUGCACUGACUCAGAUGUAACGCGUCACAUUGGCAUUACAUUUUCUCAUCCGUAAAACUCAU
Molecule: messenger RNA, 1034 nt
Organism: Chanos chanos (milkfish)
Lineage: Eukaryota; Metazoa; Chordata; Actinopteri; Gonorynchiformes; Chanidae
Gene: nmrk1
Product: nicotinamide riboside kinase 1
Exons: 7
Coding region: 147-749 (200 amino acids)
Source: RefSeq, a predicted model, not a curated record